AUGGCCAAAGGGCGGGGUCUGCUGCAACACGCAGCAAAAGCCGUGAGACAAGAAAAGAAAAAACCAAAGCCAAACACGCCGACACCUACGUCCAACAAGUCCAAGACGAAUGCCAACACUAAAUCAAAGCCGGGGAAACGACCUGGGGCCGGGCCCCCCUCGGCAAAGAAGCAAAAGACGGGCGCAAGCAACGGGAAGCUACAGCAUAACCAAAAACCCACGAUCCCCUUCUCCCCUUCAGACCCGAUCCUUCUCGUCGGCGAGGGCGACCUCUCCUUCGCAGCGUCGCUCAUCACCCACCACCACUGCACCAAUAUCACCGCCACGGUGCUCGAGAAAGACUUCGCCGAGCUCUCCGCCAAAUACCCACACGUCGCCACCAACACGGCCGUCAUCGAGUCCCCCUCCCACCCACACUGUUGUCUCCUCUACGGCAUCGACGCCCGCAAGCUCCCCGCCUUCACGGCCCCCAGCGGCAGCACAAACACACCCGGCACCAACCCCAAACCGAAACACAACCGCCACCACGACCCCUCCUCCACCGGCACCAUGAAACGCAUAAUCUUCAACUUCCCCCACACCGGCGGCAAAUCAACCGACGUCAACCGACAAGUCCGACACAACCAAGAACUCCUCGUCUCCUUCUUCCAGCAGGCCCAACCCUCCCUCGCGCCCCACGGCACCAUCAUCAUAACCCUCUUCGAAGGCGAGCCCUACACGCUCUGGAACAUCCGCGACCUAGCGCGACACGCCGGGUUAACGGUAGAGCGAAGUUUCCGGUUUGUGGCGGGGGUGUACCCGGGGUACGGACAUGCGCGGACGUUGGGGGUGGUGAGGAAUCGGAAGGGGGAGGUGGCGAAGGGGGCUUGGAAGGGGGAGGAGAGGGCGGCGAGGAGUUAUGUUUUUGUUAGGAAGGGGGAGGGGAGUGAGGGGGGGGUUGUUGGGGGGAAGAGGAAGAGGGGUGGUGGUGGUGGGGAGGAGGAGAGUAGUAGGGAGAGUGAGGUGGAUGAGGGGAGUUGGGGGGAUGAGGAUGAGGAUGAGGAUGAGGAUGAGGACGAGGAAGGGGGGGAAGGAGAGGAAGAGAAAGACGAGGUAGAGAAGCAGGUAGAUGCCGAGGAAGACAGAAGCGAUGGAGGCUCGACUGAUGACAACGACCUGGAUGGCUCGACCGACGGAGAGUGA
Messenger RNA from Dichotomopilus funicola, 1182 nucleotides. RefSeq lists its product as uncharacterized. Lineage: Eukaryota; Fungi; Ascomycota; Sordariomycetes; Sordariales; Chaetomiaceae. The record is from RefSeq and is a predicted model, not a curated record. Gene Ontology annotation, biological process: rRNA base methylation. The transcript has a single exon. Gene Ontology annotation, molecular function: rRNA (uridine-N3-)-methyltransferase activity. The coding region runs from base 1 to 1182 and encodes 393 amino acids.